UUGCUUUGUGAUGCUGUAUAUCUAGAAAAUAAUUCCUUCAGAUAAAUAUUAGGUGUGUCUUCGAAAUUUGUAAACAUGUUGCAAUUUCUGACGAUUGUACAGUAAAAUGCAAGGUAGAAAGAACGCCCUCUUACCAGAGACUCGCCAAGUGGAGUUAGACCGGGCAAACCGGUGUUGGUUGAUACUCUCUCAGGCCUUCACUCUCGUAUCAAGAUUCUACUACACUACACUACUACUAUACUAAAGCUGUUCUCGCGUGUUCCUUGUUUCUCUUCAGUGGAGUGCAGUCAAGUGUGUUCUUCCUCACUGUCAGGACUCUGCCCUCUGCGGAAUUUCAUACAGAGUAUUAAAGCUAGUUUACGUCAAAUUAAUAUUUUUCAACAUUUUCUUCAUUAUUUUUAUUUUUUGGUUGUUGCAAUUUUAUCGAUAAUAUUUAUCUUUAAUUAUCAAGAAAAUAAAUGAGAAGUUAUCCUAUUAAGAAAAUCCUUUUGAAUUUGGAUAAUUCUACAGGAGAGAGGGAAUUGUCAUGAAGAGAAAUGUUGAUAAGUGGGGGUUGCUUGGAAUGUGCGAGGCAACAGGUAGAAAGGCUCGAAAUUUCGGCUGAAUCGGCUUUUAGCUGUUAGAAGGAAAACUUAGUUAAGUGUUGGAGUUUUGUUCUUUUAAAUAGUGUUUUCUUCGGUUAGUAUUUUUAAAAAAAGAAGAAAGUAAACAAUUGCAAGUAUAUAAAAAUGAAUUAAAGUGAAUGCUAGUGGUUAAAAAAAUAGUUUUAAGAACUGUUAUGUAGUCUUUAAGCCACGUGUUAUGAUUUAUUGGUGGACAUGGAAAGAAACGAGAAUAACGCAGGGGGACUUGGAGGCAAUAAUACAACACCUCUUGGCCUUCAGUCUCCUUCUCAGGGACAACCUCCACCGCAUUAUUCUAUUGGGAGUGUCGAUAGUCAGGUUGGUGAUCGAGGAUGGGAAGUACAUCACGUGACAGUAACUAGAGUUCCAGGGUAUGGGUUUGGUAUAGCAGUAUCAGGAGGACGAGAUAAUCCACAUUUUACCAAUGGCGAUCCGGCGAUUGCGAUCUCAGAUGUAUUAAAAGCUGGACCAGCUGAAGGGAAAUUACAAGUGAAUGAUAGAAUUAUAUCAGCUAAUGGUGUAUCAUUAGAAGGGGCUGAUUAUGGAGCAGCCGUGCGAGUGCUUCGAGAUUCUGGUUCGACAGUUUUAUUGGUUGUUAAAAGAAGAUCAGCAGGAAAUACAUCUAAUCCAGCAGCUAAUACUGGCCCUCAAACUCACAGAUUAACUUUGACAAGAAAUAAUAAAAAAGAUGACUUUGGAAUAGUUUUAGGAUGUAAAUUAUUUGUUAAAGAAGUGACUCGUGAAGGAACUGGAGCGAAAACAGGAGAUUUAGUGACUCGAAUCGGUGGAGUUGCUGCCGAUAAUAUGAGUCUCAAAGAAGCUAAAAAGAUUAUGGACCAAUGUAAAGAUCGAUUAUCAGUUGUAGUCAGUAGAGAACCAAGUUCUAAUAAUUAUCAGACUAAAGGAGAAAGUGGAGAAUAUCUGUCAGGUGCUAGUUAUAGCAGUCAAAAUCUUUAUGUUCCACCGCCUACAAGACAACCAGUAGAAGAUAAAAGUAAUUUAGCACCUCGAGGACGAUCUAGAGGUCCAUUGAUGGAUGUCUCUUUAAGUCAACUAGAUUUACCUGCUACUCCGACAGUAGAUCCACCACGACCUCCUCCACCACGAUUAGAAGAUUAUUAUUCUUCAAGACGGCAACUUUAUGAUGAAGAUCCACUUGUACAGCGUAUGAAACAACCUAUGCCAGAUCCACGGUUCAUUACUUUUCAGAAGGAAGGUUCUGUUGGCGUACGAUUAACUGGUGGAAACGAAACAGGAGUUUUCGUAACGGCCGUUCAACCGGGAAGUCCAGCGUCACUGCAAGGAUUGCAACCGGGAGACAAAAUAUUGAAAGUUAAUGAUAUGGAUAUGAAAGGCGUAACAAGGGAAGAGGCUGUUCUUUUUCUACUUAGUCUUCAAGAACAAAUUGAUUUGAUUGUUCAGCAUAGACGUCAAGAAUAUGAUCAAAUAGUAGCUUCUGGUAGAGGCGACUCGUUUCAUAUCAAGACUCAUUUUCAUUACGAACAACCGGAGAAAGGAGAAAUGAGUUUCCGUAGUGGCGAUGUUUUUCAUGUGAUUGACACUUUACACAAUGGGGUAGUGGGAUCGUGGCAAGUAUUUAGAAUUGGUAGGAAUAACCAGGAAGUACAAAAAGGUAUUAUUCCGAAUAAAGCGCGAGCCGAAGAGCUCGCAACAGCUCAGUUUAAUGCAACUAAGAAAGAAAUGAAUGCAAGUGAGAGUAGAGGAAGCUUUUUUAGACGUAGAAGAGGUAGUCAUCGACGUUCUAAGUCUCUUGGCCGUGAUCACUGGGAUGAUGUGGUGUUUUCUGAUAGCGUAAGCAAAUUCCCAGCUUAUGAGAGAGUUGUAUUACGUCAUCCAGGUUUUAUUAGACCGGUUGUUUUAUUUGGACCGGUGGCGGAUCUUGCUAGAGAAAAAUUACUAAAAGAUUUUCCAGAUAAAUUUACAUCGCCUCAAAUGGAAAAUCAGUGUGAAGAAGAAGGAAGUAAAAGUAAAAAAACAUCCGGAAUUAUAAGAUUAAGUGCAAUAAGAGAAGUAAUGGACAGAGGAAAGCAUGCUUUAUUGGAUAUUACACCUAAUGCAGUUGAUCGGCUUAAUUACGCUCAAUUUUAUCCUAUUGUCAUCUUCUUGAAAGCAGAAUCGAAACAAAUCAUCAAGGAAACGCGUGCUGGAUUACCGAAAUCGGCGCACAAAAGCAGUAAAAAAUUAUUAGAACAGUCCCAAAAGCUUGAUAAAAUUUGGGGACACGUUUUCAGUGCUGUUAUAACGUUAACAACGCCCGAAGCUUGGUAUAGGAAAUUAAGAGAAUUGAUAGAUCGUCAACAACAAGGUCCUUUAUGGAUGAGUCAAACUAAGCCGGAAGAGGCCCUCUCGGAUGACUUCCUUUUCCCGAUGACUUCACGCCUCUCCUACGCUUCCUCCCCGGAGAGUGAUUUGGAACUGAGCCCUGCACCUCCUCUUCCUGGAGUACUGGGGCCACCUACGAGACUUAAAAGUAACUCUGAUCCAAGUAUCGCCACUCAAGAUGAUACUUCAGCACCACCGCCAUAUACAUCAAGUUAUCAGGCUUUUGAACAACAUAAAAGAGCUGCAGGAACUCCUGGUGAUAUGAAGUAUGGUUUUUCUACGACUGGAACACUCAAUGAUCAAUCUGGGCUGCCUCAGUAUUCAGGACCUCCAUCAACACGAUCUCCUCAUCAUGGUCCUCCUGAUUUGCCUCCGCGGGUCGAUAGAAAUGUCAAGCCAAUCAAUCAAACUUCUCGUGGAACAAUUGGUCGUUCAGCUGUUGAUCGACUUGCUAAUAAAACAGAUUCGGUAUUGGAUAUGAGAAAUUAUAUAAAUGCUACGCCUCACCGAGCAAAUGCUACUUCUUCUCUUGAACGUGCUCAACCUAAACCACUAAAUACUGGAAGUUAUGAUAGUAUGUCAUCGUAUGAUUCUUACAACACCAAUGGUAAUACUACUUAUUCUGGAGGUAAUUUAAAUACAUCAGCUGGACGUCUAGGACCAAAUGUACCUGAUGACCUUAAAACAGGAAGUUUAAAUCCUACCCAAAGACCUCAUGAUCCUUAUAGAUUUACUCGAUCUACAGCACAGCCUAUUCCGUCUCAAGAGACUCAAAAUCGUGGAGAUUAUGUCAAAUAUAGUAGAUCAAGUGAUAUAAAAGUACCUCCAACACCUGGAAAAUCAGGAAAUAACGGAACAGGUACUUACAAACCAGUUCCUCCACCAAAGCCUAAAAAUUAUCGGCCACCACAACAGAAUAUCAUUCAAGAUGAUAGUAAUGGAGGAGGAAAUUUAUAUCAGCAUGCAAAAAGUUAUUCAAUGACUCCUUCACAUGUUCACAAUGGGAUUGAAAAUGGAAAUACCAUUCAACGUAAUAAUUCGCAAUAUUAUUACAAUAUUCCUCCACCGAAUAGAAGCAACGAAGGAAAUUAUUUAAUGAAUUCGAACCAUAAUCAUAACCAUACUCCACCGAAUCACAGUCAUAGCUUAAGUCAUACUCACUCACACUCCAAUCCACCGAUUGCAAGUCACUCGCACAGCAACAGUGCGGGGCAGUUGACCCUUAGUCACAAUCAUCGAAGUACUCAUAAUGGACACAGUCACAGUAACAAUCAUGUCAGCGGGAUGCAUUCCACUGGUGGGAAUACAACAGGGCAUAAUAGAGAGCCAAGUGGACUGGAUCUUGCAGGAAGUCGUGAACAAAGAGGCAGUGCCUUUGAAUUGUAUAGAAAACCACCAAUUACUCAUCAUAAUGUUAGGAAUACAAAUUCAGGGGUGGCGCGGGGGGUGUUCAGUAGUGAAGGUGGUAUUCUUGAGGGUCCAGGGGGUGUAGUAAUGACAAUUCCGUCAGGAGCAUUACCACCUGGGACUCAACAAGAAAUUUACUUUACUGUGACAUCUACAAACGCUAAUAAUUCGCAUAACAACAUUGUUGAUCAUCGCUCUUCUAUUUCACCGCCUACAAAUCAUGGUGAAUCCUUAAUGAGUCCUUUAGUUGAGUGUGGACCAAGUGGAUUAAAAUUUGAUGUUCCUGUAAAAUUGUGUAUUCCUCAUAAUGCUACACCAGCUCAUCGGUUAAUUUUAAAGACUAAUAAUAAGAAUAAUGAUAUAAAUAAUAGUUGGUUAGAUGUUAAACUGCCAGAGCCUACAUCGGAUUAUAUAUUUGUUAAAUUAGAUCACUUUUAAUUUAAUUCAAAUCAAUUGGCUUUUUUAUAAAAUAUAACGAACAAAAUAGAUUAAUAAAAUAAUUAUUAUGUGAUGGUGCCAUGGUACCGCAAUAUUGAAAUUAGCUAACGUUCUCUGUGAGAACUAACCAUAGAUAAAUUAAUAGAUAGAUAAAAAUAUAUAUAUACAUAUAUAUACAUCAUUUUUUUACUCAUUAAUGUUUGCUACUAUGACCGGUAUAAGGAGAGCAAGGCUGAAAUACCAAAUGAUUUGGAGUAUUGUUUAUAAUUUUAAAAAAGCGAUACUUUAACAUUUAUUAUUCAAAAAAAAUUCUUGCUCUAUUUUUAACAUAUUUUA
Chelonus insularis is the source of this 5147-nucleotide messenger RNA. RefSeq names its product polychaetoid (gene pyd). Gene Ontology annotation, molecular function: cell adhesion molecule binding. Gene Ontology annotation, cellular component: plasma membrane; bicellular tight junction. Bases 819 to 4811 code for a protein of 1330 amino acids. Lineage: Eukaryota; Metazoa; Arthropoda; Insecta; Hymenoptera; Braconidae. Gene Ontology annotation, biological process: cell-cell junction organization; cell-cell adhesion; protein localization to cell-cell junction. The record is from RefSeq and is a predicted model, not a curated record. The transcript has 11 exons.